GAGUUUAGACAUGUCUCCACGCGUUUCUUCAAAGGGAGGAAAUACGAUUAAUGGUCUUAACCAGCACUAUGAAGAGAAGGUCCGCCCAUGCAUUGACCUAGUGGACUCUCUCAGGUCAUUAGGUGUUGAAAAGGACCUGAACCUGCCAGCUAUUGCUGUCAUAGGUGACCAGAGCUCAGGAAAAAGUUCUGUGUUGGAAGCCCUGUCUGGAGUGCCGCUGCCUAGGGGAACAGGUAUUGUGACACGCUGUCCUCUGGUACUGAAACUGAAGAAAAUUAAAAAGGACAACAACUGGCAUGGAUUGCUGUCAUAUAAGGAUCAAAUAAAGCAACUGAAGGAUCCUGCUGAAAUAGAGAAUGCUGUCUUAAAUGCUCAGACAGUAUUGGCUGGAGAGGGAGAAGGGAUCAGUCAUGAGAUGAUCACUCUGGAGAUCCAGUCCAGUGAUGUCCCUGACCUCACUCUCAUUGAUCUGCCAGGCAUUGCUAGAGUUGCCACUGGAAACCAGCCAAAAGACAUCGAGAAACAAAUAAAAGAUGUCAUUGAAAAGUUCAUUAAAAGACAAGAAACCAUCAGCUUGGUUGUGGUGCCUGCAAACAUUGACAUCGCCACCACUGAGGCACUGCAGAUGGCAUUCAAAGUAGAUUCAACCGGACAAAGGACCCUGGGUAUUCUGACUAAACCGGACUUAGUGGACAAAGGCAUGGAGGAGACGGUGGUCAGAACAGUCAAUAAUCAAGUGAUACAACUGAAGAAGGGCUACAUGAUCGUAAAGUGCCGAGGCCAGCAAGACAUCAAUGAGAAGCUUGAUCUGGUCAAAGCGCUGGAAAAAGAAAGACUUUUUUUUGAUGAACAUGCUCAUUUCAGGUCUCUUCUUGAGGAAGGAAAAGCUACAGUACCCCUUCUUGCAGAAAGACUCACAAAAGAAUUGGUUGAACACAUUACUAAAACGCUGCCACAGUUGCAGAAACGACUUGAGAUGAAAUUAGAGAAGACGACUGCGGAUCUUAGAGCACUGGGAGAUGGAGUUCCAACUGAUGAACACGAGAAGAGCAAUUUUCUGAUUACGAAAAUUCGCCAGUUCAAUGAUGCCCUUGAAGGAGUAAAAAGGGCAGAAGAAGAUCUAAGCUCAGACAUGAGGGUCUUCACCAAAAUCAGGAAGGAAUUUGGAAGAUGGAAACGCGUUCUGGAUGACAAAACCAUAAAGACGGAGGAAACCCUCAGAGAUGAGGUAGAAGAGUAUGUUAGGAGUCUUAGAGGAAAGGAGCUUCCUGGAUUUGUGAACUACAGAACUUUCGAAAACAUUGUCAAGAAACACAUUGAGGAGCUGGAGGAACCUGCUUUAAAGCUGCUCAAAGAUGUCGCAGACAUUGUUCAUUCCUGUGUGAACCACCUUGUUAGCUCUCAAUUCAAGGCCUUCUCUCACCUAUUAAGGGCCACCAAAGAUCCAAUUGAAGAUUUUCUCGAUGAGCAGUUUCAGAAAGCUGAGGAGAAAAUACAGUCUCAAUUUAAGAUGGAGAGGAUUGUCUACUCCCAAGACCAUCUGUACAGCAAUCAGCUUGACACUGUAAAACAAAGUCUAACAGUUCUUGCGCAAAGGCAGUUCAUCAGUGCAGAUGUACGCGAGAUGACACAUCAUCUCACUGCCUAUUUUACGAUUACUUCUGACCGUCUGGCUAAUCAAGUUCCACUGAUAGUCCAGUAUCACAUGCUGGACCAGUACAUCUCUCAGCUUCAGAAUGCAAUGCUUGCCAUGAUUGGAGGGAACAAUCCAGGAAUGCUGCUCCAAGAAGAUUCCGGUGUUGCACGUAAAAGGAAAGAACUGAAAGAGCGACUGGAGCGCCUAAAGAGUGCAGGCAAAGUCCUGUCCAAGUUUGUGCAUUCUGUAUAAUUGUUAAGUGUCUGUUGUUCAUUAGUAUAUUUUUGCUGCACCAUUCCCAGAUG
This is a messenger RNA of Rhinichthys klamathensis goyatoka, 1941 nucleotides long. Its product is annotated as interferon-induced GTP-binding protein Mx. The transcript has 11 exons. Gene Ontology annotation, biological process: defense response to virus. Gene Ontology annotation, molecular function: microtubule binding; GTP binding; GTPase activity. Gene Ontology annotation, cellular component: membrane; microtubule; nucleus. The coding region runs from base 11 to 1888 and encodes 625 amino acids. Lineage: Eukaryota; Metazoa; Chordata; Actinopteri; Cypriniformes; Leuciscidae. The record is from RefSeq and is a predicted model, not a curated record.